AUGGCGAAAACUGCCUGCAUUGAGCAUGCCUUGGCGGUCGUGAAUCUCUUUUGCGACCUCAACCAGGGUUGUACCAAGCCAAGGCUGCUUGAGUUUGCGACCGGUGUGUGCGUUUACCACGCUGUGCGGUUGAUCUUGUUUAUCGCGCACUCAUCGACUGAGCCGGAUCUCCUGAGCCUUGAGUUUGCUGUGAGUCGCGCGGAGCUAUGUCUGGCCGGCAUCAAGCGGUUUUUCCACGGGCUAGCUUUGGCACAACCUAUCCUCGAUGAUAUUGCGCGACUGAUCCAAGCCUUCUCCUCGGGCGGUUCUGCCACUGAGAGUCUUUCUGUAUUUCAUCAAGUCAACCAUGGCCGGCAGUCCGAUACCCGGAUUUUAUCUGCCGCGCGACCUCGACAACAUCUGGCGGUCCACAGUGUUUUGCAACAGGCCAGGUUCUCCCCGGAGGACCCUGCCCCUUAA
Penicillium paradoxum is the source of this 459-nucleotide messenger RNA. RefSeq names its product Transcription factor. Bases 1 to 459 code for a protein of 152 amino acids. The transcript has a single exon. NCBI's taxonomy places the organism in Eukaryota, Fungi, Ascomycota, Eurotiomycetes, Eurotiales, Aspergillaceae. The record is from RefSeq and is a predicted model, not a curated record.